Gorilla gorilla gorilla (western lowland gorilla) is the source of this 1953-nucleotide messenger RNA. Its product is annotated as rho GTPase-activating protein 23-like. The transcript has 14 exons. Gene Ontology annotation, biological process: signal transduction. Lineage: Eukaryota; Metazoa; Chordata; Mammalia; Primates; Hominidae. The record is from RefSeq and is a predicted model, not a curated record.
AUGGCCACAGUCUGGACAGCGGGCCAGUCACGCUUGACAGUGGGCGUGUUGCCAGCAGGACCCUUUGGGAUGUGUCUGAGCCUGGAGGUGAGUGGCACGGGGGCUGGCAAGGCUAGGGUGGAGGCAGGCAGGCUCCACUGUCUGCCGCCUUCACACCUUUCUCCUUCCACAUGCAUAGAUGAGCCCACCAGCCUCAGCACUGACCUCCAAGCCAAGCACGUCCCUGCCUCUGCUGUGGUCUCCAGUGCCAUGAACUCAGCCCCUGUCUUGGGCACCAGCCCAUCUUCCCUGACCUUCACCUUCACCCUCGGACGCCAUUACUCGGAGGACUGCGGCAGCAUCAAGGCUGGCCGCCGCUCCUCCUACCUGCUGGCCAUCACCAAGGAGCGCUCCAAGUCCUGCGAUGAUGGACUCAACACCUUCCGCGACGAGGGCCGGGUUCUCAGGUGCCUGCCAAACCGCAUACCCAGCCUGCGGUUGCUCCGGAGCUUCUUCACCGACGGGUCCUUGGAUAGCUGGGGCACCUCUGAAGAUGCUGACGCUCCUUCUAAGCGACACUCAACCUCUGACCUCUCAGAUGCGACCUUCAGCGAUAUCAGGAGAGAAGGCUGGUUGUAUUAUAAGCAGAUUCUCACCAAGAAGGGGAAGAAAGCGGGCAGCGGCCUGCGCCAGUGGAAGCGGGUGUACGCCGCGCUGCGGGCGCGCUCGCUCUCGCUGAGCAAGGAGCGGCAGGAGCCCGGGCCAGCGGCGGCGGGGGCUGCAGCGGCCGGCGCAGGUGAACACGAGGCGGCGCCCGUCUGCAUCGGCUCCUGCCUCGUGGACAUCUCCUACAGCGAGACCAAGAGGAGGCACGUGUUCCGGCUGACCACCGCUGACUUCUGUGAAUAUCUCUUUCAGGCUGAGGACUGGGAUGACAUGCUGGGCUGGAUCAGAGCGAUCUGGGAGAACAGCAGGGCCGAGGGCGAGGACCCCGGCUGUGCCAACCAAGCUCUGAUCAGCAAGAAGCUUAAUGAUUAUCGCAAAGUGAGCCAUAGCUCUGGGCCCAAAGCUGAUUCCUCCCCCAAACGCUCUCGCAGCCUGGGGGGCCUCAAGUCUGAGUUCCUCAAGCAGAGUGCGGCACGUGGCCUCAGGACUCAGGACCUGCCCGCAGGGAGCAAGGAUGACAGUGCUGCAGCCAUCAAAACCCCCUGGGGCAUCAACAUCAUCAAGAAAAAUAAGAAGGCCGCCCGAAGGGCAUUUGGGGUCAGGCUGGAGGAGUGCCAGCCAGCCACGGAGAACCAGCAUGUCCCCUUAAUCGUGGCUGCAUGCUGUCACAUUGUGGAGGCAUGAGGGCUGGAGUCCACAGGCUUUUACCGAGUGCCCGGCAACAAUGCAGUGGUGUCCAGCCUACAGGAGCAGCUCAACCGCUGGCCUGGUGACAUCAACCUGCACGAUGAGCGCUGGCAAGACCUCAAUGUGGUCAGCAGCCUGCUCAAGUCCUUCUUCCGAAAGCUGCCUGAGCCUCUUUUCACUGAUGACAAAUACAACGACUUCAUCGAGGCCAACCGCAUCGAGGACGUGUGGGAGCGGAUGAGGACGCUGCGGAAGCUGAUCCGGGAUCUCCCAGGACACUACUAUGAAACGCUCAAAUUCCUUGUGGACCAUCUAAAGACCAUUGCUGACCACUCUGAGAAAAACAAGAUAGAACCCCGGAACCUGGCCCUGGUCUUUGGGCCGACAAUGGUGAGGACGUCUGAGGACAACAUGACAGACAUGGUGACCCACAUGCCUGACUGCUACAAGAUCGUGGAGACACUGAUCCAGCACGUAAGCCCCUAUUUCUGGAACGAUGACAAAGGGGAGGGGAUGGAGGGAUCCCCCUGCCAGGUGUGCCAUUAUGAGUGGUAUCAGCCAGUCAGCACCAGUGAGCUUCGAGGAAGCCUGUUCUCAGUUAAGGGGCACAGAUGCCACUAG